This is a messenger RNA of Sinocyclocheilus anshuiensis, 1793 nucleotides long. Its product is annotated as actin, aortic smooth muscle. The transcript is spliced from 9 exons. The record is from RefSeq and is a predicted model, not a curated record. Bases 376 to 1509 code for a protein of 377 amino acids. NCBI's taxonomy places the organism in Eukaryota, Metazoa, Chordata, Actinopteri, Cypriniformes, Cyprinidae.
AGUAGAGCAGGGCCCAGCACUGUGUUUAUGUUCCUGCAUAGUGAGGUCCCCAAAAUUUCCAAGGAGAAAAAAAGGAAAAGGGCCACUGGAAUGCCCUGAGUGAUGAGGCAGGAGGCCGCCCUGCUGCUGCCCGGAUUGGAGUGUUUUCUCCCAGUCAUCCCUAUAAGGCUUUAGUGGAGUGAGGCUACCGAUCUGAGUGCAGCCCAGGCUCCUUGUUUGGGAUGUGGGAGGGUGCGGUGAGCAGGGAUGGGAACUACAUAAGUACACCACAAGCCAGUGAGUGGUACACCAUCACCAAGUGGCUAAAUUCCCCCCGGCCCAGCACUGUCAGGUGAUUGUCUCCUGUAGGAGUAAGGAAGGAAAUUCGAGCUGAAAAUGUGUGACGGCGAGGAAAGCACUGCCCUUGUGUGUGACAAUGGAUCAGGACUGUGUAAGGCAGGCUUCGCUGGGGAUGAUGCUCCCAGAGCAGUGUUCCCCUCCAUAGUGGGUCGUCCCAGACACCAGGGAGUAAUGGUGGGAAUGGGGCAGAAAGAUAGUUACGUUGGUGAUGAGGCGCAAAGCAAAAGGGGAAUCCUAACCCUCAAGUAUCCUAUCGAGCACGGCAUCAUCACAAACUGGGAUGACAUGGAAAAAAUCUGGCAUCACUCUUUCUACAACGAGCUCCGUGUGGCUCCAGAGGAGCACCCCACUCUACUGACAGAGGCCCCUCUCAAUCCCAAAGCCAACAGGGAAAAGAUGACCCAGAUCAUGUUUGAGACCUUCAAUGUUCCAGCCAUGUAUGUAGCUAUCCAAGCGGUGCUCUCCCUCUAUGCUUCUGGUCGUACAACAGGCAUUGUCCUUGACUCUGGUGAUGGUGUCACCCACAAUGUGCCCAUUUACGAGGGCUACGCUCUUCCGCAUGCCAUUAUGCGCUUGGACUUGGCCGGCCGUGAUCUCACUGACUACCUCAUGAAGAUCCUAACUGAACGAGGCUACUCAUUCGUCACCACUGCUGAAAGAGAAAUCGUCCGAGACAUCAAGGAGAAGUUGUGCUAUGUGGCGCUGGACUUUGAGAAUGAGAUGGCCACUGCAGCCUCUUCCUCCUCUCUGGAGAAGAGCUAUGAGCUUCCCGAUGGACAGGUCAUCACCAUUGGCAAUGAGAGGUUCCGCUGCCCUGAGACACUCUUCCAGCCAUCCUUUAUUGGAAUGGAAUCUGCUGGUAUCCAUGAAACCACUUACAACAGCAUCAUGAAAUGCGACAUUGACAUCCGUAAGGACCUGUACGCCAACAACGUGCUGUCUGGUGGUACCACCAUGUACCCUGGUAUUGCAGACAGGAUGCAGAAGGAGAUCACUGCUUUGGCCCCCAGCACCAUGAAGAUCAAGAUCAUCGCCCCACCUGAGCGCAAAUACUCAGUAUGGAUUGGCGGCUCCAUCCUAGCCUCCCUCUCCACCUUCCAGCAGAUGUGGAUAAGCAAGCAAGAGUAUGACGAGGCCGGGCCAUCCAUUGUGCAUCGCAAGUGCUUCUAAACGAAAACUCCGACUCCCUCCUGUUCCCCUAAUUCUAUUAUUGCUUCAUAGCCUGUAAACUGUGAAUGUACCCUUUACUUCCCUCUAUUGUUUUGUCUUUGCACUGCCCACAUGUUUUAAUGUUUUGAUUUAAUUAUGUCAUGACAAUAUCGUGUUGUUUUAAAUGGGUUCAAAAGCUUGAUUGUGCUGCCUGUUUGAAAGAUUGGGGAGAUUCCUUUGAGUGGCGAGACUCCAGAGAUGAGAAGAGGGCAUUGAGGAACAGGGCUCAUUCUCCCUUUUGUGUU